Molecule: messenger RNA, 12557 nt
Organism: Dinoponera quadriceps
Lineage: Eukaryota; Metazoa; Arthropoda; Insecta; Hymenoptera; Formicidae
Gene: tyf
Exons: 9
Coding region: 3425-7636 (1403 amino acids)
Source: RefSeq, a predicted model, not a curated record
UAUACUCUAACUUUCCUUAUACCUCACAAUAUUACAUAGCAUAUUGUACGGAAAAUUAUUCAUUUUUACAUACAUCAGUAAUUUGUCGAUAACUUUCAUUUCACUUUUCAUCAAUUUCACAAUACUUUCAACAAAAUAUUUUCAUCGGGGAUAAUCUAACGGAAAGUUCUCAUUUAGUACGUGUAUCGAAUUAGCACAAUGCAGUCGAAGAUGAGCAUAAGCCAGUCUUAAAUACAAGACCCGACUAUGAAUACCGCCCCCUUCCCCCUCUCUCCUCGCAUCGGCGGGCGCCCGCUCGAGGGAGGUACGCGCCUGCACGCCAGACGACAUUUUCGGAGACCAAGCAGAGAGCGGCUGGUCCGCGCCGUUCCUCUGCGCAAAAGCCGACCGCUUAUUGUGUCGCAACGGGAAAGCGUCCGCGUACAGCAGCGUCCGCCACGGCUUCUUCCGGAGCUACUGGGUCCGCGCUCGCGAGCGGAUCGUCGCGAGUCUUGGCUCGCGAGUGGCUCGUCGCCGUCGAUCGGCUGCCGUCUCGUCGUCGUUCAUUCGCCGCUCGCGUCAGUGCGUUGUAACGUACAUCAUCGUCACCGUGCCAGUGCGAUAUAUCCGAGGCGGAAUCGCACAUUUUUCGGGAAGCGGGUGGCGGUUCGGACGGUGGUCACCGCGUCGUCGCGCGGCCGUCCAGCUCCUCGCUCUGUUCCCCUCUUUCGCUAGCGAGGCGCGAGUUUUGUCGUCUCAUUCGUCGAGGAAGCCACAGUCGCUCCAUGAAGAAGGCGACGUUACGCGAUCGAUAACCCGCCGACGAUCUCGGCACGCUCGGACGACAACCAAUCGACGAGUAUACACACGCGCUCUCGGCAAGUGACUUCAAUUCGACUCUUUCGCUCGCUCUCUCUCUCUCUCGUCUCGCGACUUCCUGAGCUUCGCCGCGUGAGUGAGUGUCCCCGCGUCGGAGGUGUGGUGCCGCCUGCGACAUUGUGUCGAACGCGCAUACGUGUCUACUGGCAUCUGCCAUGCCGACGGCAUCGGCGUGAACCGUCGGACUCGUGUCAGGAAUCGCGCGAGGCGCCGGCGGCGACGAUGAGCCCGUUCGUCAGCUUCGUCGGCACGCGCGCUCGGAAGAGCAAGUAGGCGACGCGUCCUCCGCGUUGCACGCGGGUGCACGCGAGGGGAGAGGGGGAGUCCACGCGCGAACAACGCGCGCGUGAGGUGUAUAUGUGGGUUCGGCUGUGCACGAGUAGCAGUGUGUGCGUGAUAUAUCCGCGAGUGGGAGAGAGUUAGGGAGAAAGAAAAAGAGAGAUUCCUUCGCGGAUGGACUUUUCCUCGUGGGUCCGCGUCAUAUUCGGCCGAAGGAGGAGGAACGCACGCGUGCGUUCGUUGUCGCGGCUCCUGCGCGGCGGCCAUUUUGAAUCGACGUGUGCCCAGCGCGGCGGCAGCGGCGAUUGUCAACGUAGUCUUCGCGCGCGCCGUGGAACGCCAAAAUUGGACGGUUUUUCGUGUCGCGCUGAUCGCCGAGGGAAAGGGUGAAAGAGAGAGAGAAGAAGAGACGCCUCGCUUCUUCUUCUGCUGUUUCGUGCGCGAUUCCUCCCGCAUGGAGGGAAAAAGAAAGAGUGAGUGAAAGAGAGAGACAGAGAGAGAGAGAGAGAGAGAGAAGUGGCUGCCUCCCCGGGGCGUUCGUGUUCUAGCGUGCGCUCACGCACGCGCCCGAUCGCGCGCGCACCUAACGCGUCGUACAUACGUACAUACAUACGUCGUGCUCCAGCCAUGGUGCCACACAGCCGGGCUUUCUACUUUCAAGAGGGAACGCCGAUAGGCGGAACAGUGACACUCUUGGAGCCACUCGCUCCUCCACCGCUUCCAACAGCGCGAUUCGAUAAUCCUCGUCGGCUGAUACCGAGGAAAUAAGAAAAAAAAAGAAAUCCAUACUCCAGAGAGAGAUAGAGAGUUGCGAGCACACUCGACAUUGAACGCGCGAGGAGAGGGAGAGAGAGGAGAGACGCACGUACACACUGUCUGCCCACUCGGUCAUACACACACACGGCUGGAUCCACCCGCUCUCUCGCAAUGCGUCGCUCGUUCGAAUUUGACAUGUGACCGUUGCGUUUACGUAAGUUGUCUCUUUCUCUCUCGAGUUCCGAACGGACGCGAUCGUCGAAGGGACAUUCCGCGUCACUCCGAGAAUCCUUCUUUCCUUCCUUCGUGACUUCUCGUGCGCGCUGUGCUCUCCGCGAGUGACACACGGACACAACGCCGACGAACGUUGCGUCGUCGCGAACGCGAUCGAUGACUCCGCGAGAGACAGCUGUGUGCGCGAGUUGACAGCCCGUUCGAGAAGCUAACCUCAAAUCUUGGCGAGCGAGCGAGCCCCUGUCGUCGAGGGCCGCGAAGCGUCAUCACCGACGAGACGGCGUUGGUCGAGCAUCGACCGUGGUCGCCCGUGGCAGCUGGAGGAGUAACGGGAGGAUCUCCCGAAUUCGCGAGGAACCUCGCGCGAAGUGAGUGAGGCUGACCGUCAACGGUGAACGACCAUUUUCGGGGCCAUUUCGUCGUUCUCGUCGCGGAGGAUCCGCCGUGAGAACCGCGUUGCACCGAUACAAUCGCGCGCACAGAAUCAUCAUCCCGGACCUUGCGGGUUUUCGCCCGUGCUCUUCUAUCGGACCGGCUAUUCCCGGAUUAGGUGACUCGUCCUUGUCUAGGUUAAGUCAGCUCCUAGCGUCCGCGACUCGCUGCCCCUUUUCUAAAGUUAACACCUGCGCGAUCAGCGCUUGACUUUUCCAAAUUACUAACGAAUUUCGUACACCAGCUCGCAACCGAACCUUCUUCCGGAGCGACAGAUCCCAACAUCGGUGAUUCGCGUAUGGUAUUCUUUUAUUUUUAUUUUCUAGGUCAACGCCUAGAUAUCAGCGCGCACAGACUGCGGCUCUAGCCUGAUCUUUCCUAGAUUAGCAACUUGAAGGACUUGUCGUCCUUCCCUGGGUUAACCGAUUCUAGAUUAGCGACCGCUCUUUCCUCUCUCUCUCUCCUGUGAUCGAUACCUAGAUCAACCACCGGCGGCAUUGUCCUUUUCUAAGUCACAAUCCCACUUGUAACCGAAGAGCGGGAAAAGGAGACAGAAUUAAAUCGGGAUUAUACGGACUAGCGCCCCGCCUCGGCAUCGGUGCAACCGGUCGACGUCGUCCGUUAACUCGAUACAUUUGUCAUCGAGGCAUAUCGGUGAUGUGAGACGCCGCUCGUCUGUGAGUCGCCAGCGCAGCGUAGCGGGGUCGUCAAUGCGGCACGGGUCGCCGACAAAUCCGCGAAUAGUGCUCUCGGGGCACGGUGGUCCUUGAGGGAUCGAGAAAAGAAAGAGAGAGAGAAAGAAAGAACGCGAGAGAGAAAAGGAGAGAGAGAGAGAGAGAGCAAGAGAGAUGACGAGGAGGGAGCCAUGAGCACGGCGGACACCGCGCUGUCAAUUUCAAUCAAGAUGGCCCCAGGGCCGGAACAUCGCCAGGAACCGGUAGCUCCUGACAAAAUAGCCGAGAACAAUCGUACCGCCGCUGCCGAUGUCGUUGUCGACGUGGAGAACAACGUCAGCGUCACCACGACGACCGGCAGCAGCAACAACAAUAACAAUAUCAACAACAACAACGACGCAACCUCUGUCGCCGCUCCUGCCGCCGCCGUCGUUGUCGCGGAACAAAGUUCGAACAUCGAGAUCGCCCCGGCUAAUUCUGCCGCUGGCGCCGAUCCGACCAACCAAAGCUCGCCGCCGACAAGCAGCGCCGUUGACAGUAAACAGGAAGAACCAGCCACUCUUUCUGCAUUAAAUGAGGGUGAACUACGUGCUUUGCUGGACGAAGCUAUAACAUAUAAGUGUCCAAAAGACAGAGAAGGGAAAUCUAAUCUUUUUAAGGAACUUUUACAAGAAGCAGAAGCAGACGAGACUGAGGAAGGACGUAGGGUGAUAUCCAAUUCGCGCUGUCUGCCUGGCUCAAAUCGUAGAAGACACAAACGGGAAUCCGUAUCCGAGCGUCUGACACACGGAGGAUCAUUACAAAAUUUGGCACAACCUAUCGCUUCAGAGUUCGAUAGUAGUUUUGCUUACUUGACGUCUGGAUCGUGUCACACUUACGGCAGCAGUAGAAGGAAGAACAAAAAAUACACGGGACCCAGUGUCUCCGCUAGGCAGAGAGAGGGUGGAUCAUUACCGUCGAACGUGAACGCAUCGCAUAGCCUUGCUUCUUUGGCCAACUUAGAUCUAAUAUUUGACAAGAAGAAGGGGUUCUGCGAGGAGCGACCGGUGUACGAUUGGACUAAUAAGGAGAAAUCCAAGUCUCUAGACAAACCGUCAUAUACUAGUACAAAGAAGGAAGACAAGGAGAAAGACAAGAAGGACUUGAAGAGGGACGUCGUUAGUUCAGGCGAGACAGAAUCGGAGACACGUGAGAAGAGAAUUAGCAAAGGAAAGUACGGAACCAAUGAGAUGCUGGAUUCCGAUAAUCCACCUCCGGAAUAUAAGUCGGACUACAUGGUGAUCGAUUUGGGCGAUGUUGAGGUAGGUGCUAUCAGUGAGAGGAAUAUUGGAUCCGCAGCAAGCGGAGUUCAAAGACCUCGCUCAUUAGACACCGAGAACGACGAAGGAACUGAAAUGAAAAUUAUUGAACCACGUAAUAAGCCACCUGUUCAAUAUAUCACACGGGCGACUUUCGACAUAACGCAGACCCCUGUGGACACCACCAUAGAAUUUCCUAUUCGUGAGCACAAGCAAGAAAAGUCGAAGAUAUCUGUUAAUGGUACCGAGGUGACGGGGGCUCUAUCGUUUCAACCGCACAACAGCGUAAAAUGCGGUAUAGCUUCCAAUAGUUCAAGUAGCAGCCAGGGUAAGGUCGUACCAAGUUUGUGCUCUGUAAUGCCAGCAUCUUGGCAAGCGCAGAAUAUAACGAUGGAAGGCCCCAGGUAUGCAACGCAGCACAUCACAAUGAAGGAUCCAUCAGUGUCCGGGGAGAAGAAAUCCUUGGACGAGAAUGGUAACUCCUUACAGACGUACAACGGCGAGCGAAAGAAGCCCAGGAGGAAACACACUCAGGAGCACAACGUGAAAGUUUACAAUUCUGAGAACGUCGAAGGUCAUCGUCAUGACAACAAUAUCGAGGACCUGCUUAAUUUCAUCGAAAAUGGCACCUCGAAGAACAAAAAGGGCAAGACUGGUAACCCUGUUAGGGUGAAAACCAGCUCCGGCACAAAACCGAGAACCAGAGAGAAAGACUCCAAGAGGGAACAACUGCCUUCGAAACUUCAGAAAUCCAAUUCUCUGGAGGAAAUCUCCAAGACUAAACUGGAAGACUUGACGACGGAGAAGAGUGUUAGUUCCAGCGGUGCCAGUAGCAUAUCCAGUCAACAUGGUACGAUAAACGUGGCCUUGCGACGCGCAAAGCAAAAGAGCACCGGAGACGCGACAGUUGACAGUCGAGGCGAUAGACGAUCCUGGGGCACGGAGGAAGGUCAAUCGAUAUAUUGCAACGACACGGGGGAGGAUUACACGAACCGGCGUAAUUCUAACAAGAAGACGAACCCAGAACCGGAACAGGAGACCGAGUUCCUGGUGGUUACGAAGAAGAAGAAGAGCAAGAAGCAGAGGAGAAGCUCGAGCGGUAGCAGAGCGCAAAAUCUCACCACAUCGGGCUCGUACCUGCAGAAUUCCAGGGGAUUCUCUAACGAGUAUAGAACACCGGUUUCUCCUGAACUUCGAAGAAAAUCGGCGAGCAGCAUGCCUCCGAGCGACAAGUCGGACAGCAGCGAUCUGGAUUCAGUCCACUCGUUGCCGGUCACGUCGAACAGCACGAAGCACAAUCUGUCGAAAGUCGCGACGUCGUCGGGCGGCACACCGCAGGCGAGUUACGCGGACAUCGCGCGGAUGGCCACCAUUAACAUGUCGCACAGCUCAGUACUGAACAUGUCUGCGAUCGUACCGAGCAUGCUGAACGCAGCGUCGUGGCCGAGCGUGCCGCCCAAGACUCCGUCGGAGCCGGACAAGGCGCCCCAGGACUAUUACCCGAGCCUGGACGAGAUACAACAUUCGGAGAAGAAAGUGAGGCAGCAGAACUCCGGCCACUCGAAUCACGCGGCGGCGAGCUUGAGCCUCGCAUUCGAGAAGCCGCUCUCGCCGACCCUGACGAAGGGCAAGAACUCGUCGGACGGUAAGAAGGCCGCCGAGGUCCAGGAGGAGGCGAUCAACAAGAACAUCCAGGUGUUCAAGUACGUGCAGGACAUCGAGAAGAUGCACGAGAGCCUGACGCAGCAGGAGCCGAAGCACCUGGCACCCGCUCACACGGCGGCGGCGAGUCCCGGCGGCGAAACCGUCGCGGUGACGACGAGUCCUGCGACCGCCAAUUCCACGACAGCCCGAUUGAAUAACAGCACAGCGACGAACUACAAUCCGGUCGAUGCCGCCGACACGAGCAUCAACUGCUGCACCGUCAACAGUAAGGACUCGGCCGCUCACGCGAGAGCUAACAACAACAACCCCCGCUCUCGUCGCACCUAUGUACAUAGCAAUCAAAUUCCACAAGCUCAGGGACCGUACGAGGAGCAACAGCACGUGAAGAAGACCGCUUGUCCCUACCACGACGAAGCGGUCACUAAGAAACCGCACAACGCCGACGUUCCCGAGGGCAAGGCCGCCGGGAAUCCUACGAACGCGCUGCCCGACAAUGCAGACGCGCCGAGAACGACGAAGGCGGCCGCGAAACCCGUGCAGGAGUCGCAGCACAGCACGGACGAGGCUGACGGCAACAACAAGACCGCUCGACGGGACAGCGAUCCGAAGCCGAGGGUCGCGAAGGAGUAUCAGAACACCGUCGCGACGAAGCACGACGCGACGCUGGCCAAGGCUACCUGCGGCCAGAACUCGAAGCAGGACGGUCAGCAGGACGAGAGCAAGAAGACGACGACGAGAUCAUCGCUGAGCACGACGCAGCAGCCCGACAAGGAGCAGAGGCCGACGACGGAGGUGCAGACGAAGAGCUCCGCUCCCAGGCCGGCGGUGAUACUCUUGGACGAGCCCACGUCCGACAUCGCCAAGAACAACAGCCUGCCGACCGAGCUGACGUUCGGCUUCGAGAUAAACGAGCAGCUGCUGCUGUCGGAGGACUCCAACAACGAGGAGACCUCGAGCCCAGUGUUCACGGCCGCCGUGCCGCCGCCGCCGCUCGUCAACAAACCGCCGGCCAGCUUCGCGGAGAGGAGCCCGCCGCCGGCCGCUGUGUUCGAGAAACCCGUGAGAUACGACAAGUUUGCGGCCAAUUAUCACAUGCAGCAGCAGCCGUCGUCGAAUGCGCACGUCGUCACGCCGCCACCGCCGCCGCCGGUCCAUCCGGUCAUGGUGCAGCCGUUGCCCGCGUACAUGAGCUAUCCCACGAGGUUCCCGCCGCCCACGUAUCUGCCGCCGCCGCCGCCGCCGCCGCCCGGAAUCGUGGAGAAGUUUCAUCAGCCGAAGGAGGACUUCUCCAUGCUCUACGUAGCGCCGGAGGAGGAGCUCAACGUGCAGACGUACAACCACGAUAAGAUCGUGACGUUCGUCGGCUUAGCGUGGGACGCGGUGAUGAGGGAGAUACCGAUCACUUCGAGCGGCCGCAUACAGUUCUACAGUGGACAGUGAAGUGAAUGUUGUCGGCGCACCACGAUCGAAAUAACAGGCAAUAAGAGUCCUUUUGUACUGGUCAAAGCUACUUCCAUUACAAAUAGAUAGUUCGACGAGUCGACUGUCGCUGAAACGCGCGCGAAAACCACAAGCAAAACUCCACGCGUGUUGUGUCGCACGCAGUUGCCGCUCCCUCUGGUCGAGCGUGCGUGCGCGAGCGGAUUUUUUCAAGAGUGACCAUUCGCUCGGAGAACCAUCUGUUUCGCUUCAUUCGAGUCGUAUGCUAAGUCAGUGCGAAAUUAGUGAAGCCGAACGGCGCGAGAAGUGUGCCUCAAGAGAUAAUAAUAGCGAUGUACAUAUAUAUAAUCAAUCCACCAAAAAGGGGGAAAAAAUAAAGGAGAAAGCGCAGUGAAGAAGACGGAGGACGAAGUGUAAUAUGUACACCCGGCAUAUAUUGUACAUUGUGCUCGCGCAAAAUCUUCUCACGAAGGUUGGACGGAUGGUAAAUCGUAUAGAAAUUUCAGUAUUGACAAUUAGCGACGUUCCCCGGAAAACUAUCGAAGAUAGUGGAAGAAGAAGACUUCCUUCCUUUUUUCCUUCCUUCCCCGCGCGAGAGAGAGUGAGAAAGAGAGAGAGACUGUGUAUCCUGUCUCUUGGAGAUACGAAGGAGGAAACUUACAGUGUUCGAGUCACGCGUGUAUAUACGUUAAGUAUCCGUGAUAAAAUUCUCGAGGAUAAUUCUCUCCGAGACCUCCGUGCAUCAGUGUACCGAAGUUUCAGACGAAAAUGAAUGGAGAAGUUCGAAGAAGUGCUUCGGAGAAACGCUACGAAAAAAAGCUACGAGAGAGAGGGAGACACGAACUCGCGAUACAACCAGGACUACCGUGAAGCGGGGGUGGGGGGUAUAUCGAAGGAAGUUAUAGCCUCGCACUGUGACAGUGGUGUCUCCCGGUGCCUUUAGACUCGUGAAUCUUUAGGCUGUAGUCGGGGAAACCUGCUUAAUAAAUGAAAUGAUUUUACCGUGAGAGACCGUGAAAUUUGUGAGAGGUAACGCUAAACACACACACACACACUUACGGAUUGGGUUUCUUCGAACUCCAUGAGCUGGGGACACUUCAUUGAGACACUGAAACAGAAAGAGAAAGGGAGGAAGAUUACAAACCAGCCGGCCGAGUCUUUGCCGCAAAUACCGCAAAAGUCAAAAUAUACAGAUAUCGGAAACUAGAUGUACUUUAUUCGACGCAAGUGUAUAAUGCAAGUUAAGACGUGUGUGCGGAUGUGUGUGUGUGUGUGCGUUCGGGGAGAUGAUGAAUGUAAAUGCGCGCGAUUGCGAAAACACGUGUACAAUAUACUGAGAUGAUGAUAUAGCGUGGUUGAAACUUUCAAGGAGAGACUUCUCUCAGAGUGGCUACUUCUUCCAGCUGUGGCAGUCGAGUCUAGUUAAAGCAACAAUAAAAAAGGGGGGGGGGAGAAAAAGAUUAAAACAAAGUCAUUAACUGGGUUUUGGGAAAACGAGCCGCCGCCUCAAAGUCUGGUCAAGACGACAAGUGAGAGAGAUAGGAUUGUGCGAGUGUGUCGAAAAGCGUUAAAUUUUUACACAGACCCGCUUAUUUAAUAAAUAACUAAUAAUUAUUCGUAAUAAUAAUUAUAAGAAGAUACCUGCUUGUGAUCAUAAAAAAAAUACGGCGUGAAUGCGUGUAAUUCGUGUAGACAUUCUUCUAUCUCGCGUGAUCAUGCUAACGAGACCGCUGUUCGAUCGUAACUAAAUAUUAUGCGUCACACGAAUACCUUGUUGCGUAGAGUGAUGAGGGGGAGGGGAGGGUUGUACUCGGAAUGGAAGUUAUUCCAAAUUCAAUGCAUUUCACGAAGUAACGAAUAUUGAAUACUACCGUGACUCUCUUGGCGCGUGUAUGAGCCCGCACGAUGGAACAUGUUUACUUCAUGUUUGAACUGGUGAAUCGUUUUCGUAAUUCAUUUAUUAAUGGAAGAAUCUGUUCAGCCCGAAAAAAAUCAACAAAUUUCAUAUUAUACUUAUGAAUCACUGACACAUACACACACACACAGAGUAUGUAUCAUUUUUAAACUGCCUCGCUUAUACAUGUUAUAUACUGUCUGUACAAUAUGUCCGUUACUUCUUUGUUAUAUUCCAUGAUUUCGCGAGAAAAAGAAAGGAAAUUAACAGUUUAUCGGUAUGAGUUUUUUUCGACGCGUAGAAGAAAGGACCCAUGUCGCGUCCGCGGUGAGCACGUGUCGCGCAGGUGUGGAUGUGAGAUCUGAAGAACAGUCAGUCAGCGCGGUCGUUUUUUUUUUCCAUUUCGUCUGCGAGCUGCGCCUGCGAUUCUACGAGAUCACCGCUUGAACGCAGACGUUCUGCACAAAAGAUAAUAUCCACGUGCAUUAUAUCGAUAUAAUGUGUAUCGUUUGCUCAUUAAAUAUAACUCGACUUUUAUAGGACUCCACGCGCGAAAUACGUUCCUAGUUCCUAAGUUCUUCUUCGUUUUUUCUCUCCUCGAUGUGUCUUACGAACGUCGAUCCAUCAAUUUCGCAAACACGCGGUCUUGCAUUUCUCGGGGCGUUAUUUACAGGCGUAAAAAAAAAAGAAAGAAAGGAAGAGGACAACACACGGAGACAAAAUAAGAAACGCGACCGACAUUGUUUCUCAACGACUCUCUGUAGGCGAAGUAUACACGCCACGUUAAUCUUUUAAACUCGCUGGGAAGUACAAGGGGGAGGGGGGGGGGAGGAGGAAAGAAGGAAGGAGAGAAAGAAACCGAUAUUUAAGUAUACCUUUUUAAAAUCUCUAUGCCUGUAAAUGCCUAAAAAUUGAGCCUAAGAGAUAUCGUGUGUAACAUCGCUUUUAAACUACUAUAAUACACGGCUUUUAAACGUAAGAAAUAUGAAUUCUAUGACCUCAGGCCGUGACGGUCUGCGUAUUGUUACUCCAAAUACGAAACGGAUUAAAAUAUUAUUAAGUGUUCAUUCUUUUACGUUUAAACUAGCCUUUAGUUACGUUUGAACUCGUUUUCGUGAUAACUGUUUCGUAUUACCGAAGCAGAAAUGUAAAAAUAUAUAUUCUAUAUUUGGAAUAAUUGUUCUCACACACAUUGUGAAACGUGUUAUUCUUUACGAGAAUAAUGUUCGAACAGCGGUCUCGUUCAACGAAAGAGAGAAAGUAGGUGAGUGAGUGAGUGAGUGAAACGACGCAGAAACUUAUCGCCUUUAUAGGUAAUGAUAAAAUAAAUUAUCACGGAUAAGUUUCAUAUAUAUAAUAUAUAUAUGUAUAUGUGUAUAUACAUAUGUACAUAUAUACAUAUAUGUGUAUAUAUGUAUAUGUAUAUAUAUAUGUGAAAGCAUGAGAGUGUACUGUCUAUUUAGUAUUAACGCGAAUUAAUUAUUACUCAUGAAUUAGGAUUGAUAAAAAGUUUGUUAUAUAUCGUUUUCUUUUCUUUUUUCGAGAUAUCAAAAUUGUGUAGAAGAAGGAAGAGGGAGAGAGAAAGAGAGAGAGAGUGUGAGAAGGGGGGAGAAGGGAGGAUAUCGUGCUCUGUUGAUAUUUUUUAUUUUGUCCAAUAAGUAGGAGCAAACCAGCUGGGAGUACAGCUUUCGGACAAGCGAGGAAAUUGAGAUGUUUAAUUAUACAAAGGAAGCAUUAUAGGAUACGUAUAUCGGAGAGUAACUUGAAAAAAAAAACGUACAAUCGUAUAUCGCUACCGACAGAAAUCCAUUAUAGGACAUGACGAAAAACAUGAAACGAUUUCUUUUUCGUUUUCUUUUUUUUUCCCUUUUCUUUUUAAGGCAAUUCCGCGCGGAACACGGGUCGAGUGUUACAUCGGCUGCUUUUAGCGGAAAAGACAGCUUUUUUUACAGCAACUGCUGUAAAAUUCGUAAAGCUGGUGGGAUUGUACUCCUUAAUCUUGAUUGAAUCUAAAGAGCGAAAACACCAAUCGGAUUCACGAAUUCUACGAUAGUUGCAAAGCUACCUUCUCCGCUGAACGCAACCAAAUGGUCCACCGAACAUUACGCACACACUUUUAGUUACUGGCCAUUUUUCCUAAUGCAAAGUUUCACCUUCAGCUUAAUCGAGCCGAUUACGUCGAGGUUGCAUUCCGAAAGUUACCAGCGUUACUUUCCCUACAUUUUCGGCCAAGACUUUUCUUUUAUUCGUUUUACACUCUUCCUAUGCACGCAUGCACGCGUAUUUUUUUUUUUUCCUUUCACAACAACGUUCCGCAACAGCGCGAAUUACAUAACGACAAUGCUAAAUUUGUUCUUUUUUACAUGUAUACGAGACUAUGUAAAUUACACUUAUGACGACAUAGUAUGUUUUUGCGAUACGUCGUAUAUCACUGAUUGAAUCACCGAUGGACUUGCUUCUGAACGGAAGAUUACUUUUUUUUUUUUGAGUUAUUUUAAUCCGAUAUGCUGGUGAACUAUUCAAAACAGUCAGGUGCUCCGCUCGCCUUAAAGUAACAGACUGCAGUCUCAGCCUGUGCCAUUGACCGGUUCAAAUGGCUAAGUUAUAGGAGUUCGCGAAGAGUAGUGCAAAUGUACUUGUGCGAGAGAGAGAGAGAGAGAGAGAGAGAGAGAGAGAGAGAGAGAUUAAGCGGGAGUUAUAAGACGCAAGGAGAUAGAGCAAGAGAUAGGACCAUUAACAGUGUAUAUAACGAGUGCGGGGAGGGCAGCUACGUUAACCUGUGUGAACCACAUGCGGAAUAUACAUAACUACUUAACGAUGUCAUUCGAUGGACAGUGGGAAACAUUGCGCGGAUACUUUUUGCUGGAGGAUCAGCCCACAGGACACUUGUUUCUCCGAUUUGCGCGCGCACGAGGAUCCUUUGAUGAGACGCAACUCUGAGAAACGACGGUGAAAACGACAAGAAAGAAAGGAAAGAAAAGAAGCGAGACUACGUUAUACACACAUAUAUAUAUAUAUAUAUAUAUA